Messenger RNA from Komagataella phaffii GS115, 624 nucleotides. RefSeq lists its product as hypothetical. Gene Ontology annotation, cellular component: MIS12/MIND type complex. The transcript has a single exon. The record is from RefSeq and is a predicted model, not a curated record. Lineage: Eukaryota; Fungi; Ascomycota; Pichiomycetes; Pichiales; Pichiaceae. Gene Ontology annotation, biological process: chromosome segregation. Bases 1 to 624 code for a protein of 207 amino acids.
AUGAGCCCUAGGGAAGUGAAUACUACAGAGGAUGACCAAAAUCCUCCCAAGUUCCGAAGCAAAAUCUUGGAGAGGGUUCUUCACAAGGCACUAGCUAACACAACUCAAGAAUUGAACUCUACGAAAUUUGACAUGUGCUAUCCUCAGAUAAGCGCAAACGAUGUAGGUAAACGGCACCUUCAAGUAGCCAGGGAGCAAAUGAUAACAUUCUGGGAGACCAGCGCAGUGACUGAGUUUGAUAAGAUAUUCAAAGAAAGAAAUGUUGAGAGUAAAUUGGAUGAACUAGAUAAGUUAAUAUGGCAAGCGCAAAAGAGAAAGAAUACUGGUGCUGUAGAGGAAUCUCUAAAUCUAGAGGACUUAACACCCGAGAAACUUAUUCAAAGUCAAACUAUACAAGAGCGGAGAGAAUUGAGAGAUAACUUGCGGUCGCAGGUCAACUUGUUGGAAACGCAGACGCAACAACUUUUAGGGGAUUUCGAAGAAGAAGCUCAAAACUCCAGUGAAACAAUAAACUCCAUAGAUGCGAAACUGGCACAUCUGAAUACGCUACUAUCAUUGAUGGAGAGCGAAUCACAACCUCCAUUGAGAGAGCGACUGGGCAAACUGGUAGACGGUACGAUAUAA